UCGUGCGUGGAAAAAAGGGGAACAGUUCUUGUCUUUUUCAUUCCUCCGAAAUUCAGAUGCGGACUUUCAUCGUAAAACAAGGUGGUGUUUAUCUUCGGAACCUUCAGAAAUGUAAAGGCCCUACCGUAUAAAAACGCUUGGAGUGGCUUUCUAAACAUACAGUCUGUCAUGCUGUCAACCAACCAUCACAAAUGUUCCCUCACAAUCAUACAGUUUGACUGAUUGGAAAAACCUACGUGAUUACGCUGUCAGCGGUUCAGAGGCUUUUUUUCAUCAACAAACAUUCGUCUUCAGCCUCGCGUGAGAUAAUUGUCACUUCUCCGACUGUGGGAUGGAUUAAUUUGAUUAGUUGCAAAGACUUUAAAGGAGACGGACGGAACGACUUGCAAUACAGGGUGUAAUCAGGCUUUCAUCAGCACAGGAAACAGUGCCUCUGUGGUGAAUUCAAUAUCGACGCAAUCAGAUGAGAUGUGGUCCGAGUGCGUUGCUGUAGCUUGCUUGGUGUCUUCUAAUACUUCCAGAGUGAUGAUUCUCAGAGUGUGAUCAGCAGAUGAUAUUUAGCAGUACUAAUAUUUACCUCACUGAUGUUACAAAUUAUUUGCUGUUGAUUUGACGUUUUCUGAAACCAGGAAGGGGACUCUUUUUCAGAACGAGAAAUGAUGGAAGAGGGGACAACCAUUCACCGGACUGUUUUCUGAAAGAACCCGAUCGCAAGUCAGAGUCAUAAAUUGACGUUUAUCUUCACACUCGACCGAGCUAAUUGAUUGACUAAGUGAAAUUUAAAGGUGGUGUACUCAUUUUGGAAUUUAGAGCGACCGAAACAUCAACAGUUUUGUCGCAAUCCAUUGUGAAGAUGAAGUCGUCAGUCAAGUAUAGUCGCCUGCCAAGGGCCGACUGGGUUUCAAUGUCACAUGACCAGGUCGCCAUUGAUUUCAGUUCCCCGUUUAAUUUUGAGUCGGUGUUUACGUACAGCAAGGCUGUCCCACCGUAUGUGGCGGAAGAGAGAUCAUACGAUCCACCAAUCUUCACUCGUAUCUGCUCAUCCGUUGUCGUUGCUCUCAGUUGUUUUUUUGUGUUCUUAACCUUCCCAAUCACAUGCUUUGUCGCUGUCAAGAGGCUUCAGCAGUUUGAGAGGUUAGUCGUCUUCCGACUGGGACGACUUCAGCCACCAAAAGGUCCAGGUAUCGUGUUGGUUUUACCGUUCAUUGAUAAAUGGCGUCGGGUUGACAUGAGAACGAGAGCUUUCAAUGUGCCUCCACAGCAGCUUAUCACAGCUGAUGGUGCAGCUAUUUCUGUUGGCGCCACCAUCUACUCCCGGACCACCGACGUCGCUCUGUCUAUUGCAAGCGUCCAGGAUCUGAACCACUCUACGCGCAUGCUCGCGCAGACUAUCCUACUGGGCAUACUCAGUUCACGAUCGUUGAAGGUGAUUGAGAAUGAGAAGGCGUACAUUCAUGAGCUCAUGCAGAACGAGAUGAACGAAACGACCAAUAAAUGGGGCGUUGAGGUUAGCAGAGUGGAACUAUCUCAAGUGACUGUUGUCCAGGAGGCAGUGGCUGGAGUCAGCAUUGACAAACUCGGCAGUAUCUUCAGUCAACUUGUGUCGGGUCAAACUUCACCUAUGACCAACCUCCUGGGGACAGGACCUGUAUCCCAAAUUGCCCCAACUCUUCUAGCCCCAUCUCUGCCACACCACGCCACACAUGUUCCGUCCUCAAAGCCUCCUACGACAAGCCCCAGGGAGCUUAUCUCAUCAGUCAGACCACUUCUCACCAAGUCCCUCGUCGAUGAAGUUGGAGCUGUGUACAAAUUCGUCGUCACGGGGGAGGACGGAGGGACGUUUUUCCUGGAUUUAAAGAGUGGGUUUGGUGAUGCCGGUACUGGUGAGCCCUUACUUCCACCGGAUGUUACUCUCACCAUGGCGACCUCUGACCUGCAUGCCAUGUUCACUGGGGAAGUCCGACCCUACAUGGCAUUUAUGACAGGGAGACUACAGGUGGAAGGCGACAGAUCCGUUGCAAUGAAACUUGACGCAGUCAUGCAGAAACUACAAAAUAGUAGUUGCUAGACCUUGAAGCAAUUUUAAUAGUUUCAAAAGCUUGUUAGAGAUUUUGGAGAAUUUAACCCUUUAGAUCUCAAACUGCCCCUAACCGCCCUGCCUGUUACUCCCCAAACCGCCCUGCCUGUUACUCCUCAAACCGCCCAAAACCACCAGAGAAGUUUGCCAAGUUGAAAUUUUUACUCAUCGAUGGGAGACUUUGGAAUGCUCGCUGGCAUGCGCAGCAGACUUACCUGGUAAAUUUCUAUUGCUUAAGUAGUUCUGAUUAUGCACACAUUGUCAUGGAUAAUGGAUUUACCUAGCCAAGUCUGCUGCCACCUAGUGUCCUAACAGUCCCUAAAAUGCUUCAAACAGCCGCAGAUAGUGCACGAUCUCAAUAUUUCGAUAGUACAAUCAAUAACACAUGGUCCCCGUAAGAAAAGCUAGUUCUCCAUCUCCAAAGGUCGGAAGUGCCGUCCAUAACAAGGCACAUGUGCUACACCCAACCUGUAGUUGUUCUAUGUGUGUACAAAGGGUAUUUAAUGUACAAUGCUUUUCACGCACAAUGUAGUAAUGUACACUGUAACGGCGCCCGUACAUACUUUCACAAUAGACUUACAGGUGUUUGUUAAGUGUAGUUGAUCUGUAUUAAGGUUUCAACCAAAUUAAAAUGUGGUAAAGGACACUAAAGCAACUGUGCAAAGGUAAUUUCAAGUAGAUCAAGCUUGUAACACGUAAAAAUAAUCAAAACAAAAGUUAUCCAAGGUGCGGUCGGAAAUCUUAUCACUUUCCGUGCCGCUUUCAAGCAGUACAUGACUUUAAAACUUCAUAUUCACUACCUUCUUGGAUACCCAAAACAAAACAAAAAAGGGGAAAACAAAAUCUCUCCAUAGGUGAAUUCUAAAAGACUUGGUGCUUCAUAAGGAAAUUUGUGUACAAAGUCUAUGGGAGUUUCUUUAAGACAGUUUCAAAGGAAAGAACAACUUAAGAUGUCUUCUUCUUCUUCUUCCAUAAGAGUACAGUCCACCAUUUGGUGUUUUAUGUACUGUGGUUGUUGUGUGCGUGGGAGGGUGUGGAUAAAUACAGUGCAGGUGGGUGACCAGUAAACAUCGAGUGUGGCUAAUAGCGGAGCUGGACUGACUGUCCAUCCUGCUUAAAGGAACACGUUGCCUUGGAUCGGUCGAUUUGGUCUUUGAAAAGCGUUCUGUAACCGUUUGUUAUAAA
This is a messenger RNA of Asterias rubens (European starfish), 3262 nucleotides long. Its product is annotated as stomatin-like protein 1. The record is from RefSeq and is a predicted model, not a curated record. NCBI's taxonomy places the organism in Eukaryota, Metazoa, Echinodermata, Asteroidea, Forcipulatida, Asteriidae. Bases 854 to 2068 code for a protein of 404 amino acids. The transcript is spliced from 9 exons. Gene Ontology annotation, cellular component: plasma membrane.